AUGGCAAGACAAAAUUUUGUGGGAGUAGUCAUUUCCCAAGGGAAAAUGACAAAGACAGUCAAAGUCCGUGUUCAAGGAAGAGUGUACGAUAAGCGUGUUGACAAAGAGAUUCUUACCAGAAAGGAUUACUUGGUUCAUGAUGAAGGUAGCAUUUGUAAAGAAGGUGACAUUGUCCGUAUUGAAAGUAUACCAAAGAUUUCAAAACGAAAAGCAUUUGCCAUUGCCGAAAUCAAAGUGAAUAAAGGUCAGCAAUUCGCAGCCUAUGAAGAAAUGGCCAAGAAACAAGUUAAACUCGAAGAAGAAAAAGAAGCAAAGAACUUCAUUGAACAUAGAGACAAAUUCAGCAAAAUCAUAACUCAAUUAGAUGAUUUGAAAAGGAUGGAUAGGUUGACUCAUGAGAUUACCAGUAACUUAGAGGAUGACCACACCAAACUAAUUGAAGAGAUUAAUCAAAUAAAAGAAAAAUACAACAUAAAAUCAUGGCCAACGACAGAGUCUACAGUUGAUCUCGCCUUGAACGAACCAGCAUUUUCCGAUGAAAAAGAAAAGAGAUUAUACUUUAUACAAUACAUCUUAAAUGAAUUGAUGAACAAUGUCAAGUAUGAUGAAAUAAGAAAGUCUAUUGUUGAAAACAAGUUAAAGAAGUCAAUUGAAAAAGUUAGCAAGUCUAUACAAAAGAAUGUUGUCAGAAGGUACAUGUUGGACACAAGAAAUGAAUGUCCGGUUCCAUUGCCUUAG
Candida dubliniensis CD36 is the source of this 738-nucleotide messenger RNA. RefSeq names its product mitochondrial 37S ribosomal protein uS17m. Lineage: Eukaryota; Fungi; Ascomycota; Pichiomycetes; Serinales; Debaryomycetaceae. Gene Ontology annotation, biological process: translation. Gene Ontology annotation, cellular component: ribosome; mitochondrion. The record is from RefSeq and is a predicted model, not a curated record. The transcript has a single exon. Gene Ontology annotation, molecular function: structural constituent of ribosome. Bases 1 to 738 code for a protein of 245 amino acids.